Molecule: messenger RNA, 1331 nt
Organism: Gasterosteus aculeatus aculeatus (three-spined stickleback)
Lineage: Eukaryota; Metazoa; Chordata; Actinopteri; Perciformes; Gasterosteidae
Gene: snrpa
Product: small nuclear ribonucleoprotein polypeptide A
Molecular function (GO): RNA binding
Source: RefSeq, a predicted model, not a curated record
CAGGAUUUAGCGGAAACGGCCACUGUGUUGUAUAUUAACGCGAGAACAGAGCACGGGAUUUGAGAGGUCCGAGAUUUGAAUUCAGCACUUCGAGGUGAGCAUUCCGUCGACUAAAAGGCGAAACAAUAGGUUUGGAAGAUGGCCGCUCCGGACGUACGGCUCAAUCAUACCAUCUACAUCAACAAUUUAAAUGAGAAGAUCAAGAAGGAUGAGUUGAAAAAGUCGUUGUACGCCAUCUUCUCGCAGUUUGGACAGAUUCUGGACAUCUUGGUCGCACGAAAUUUGAGGAUGAAGGGCCAGGCCUUUGUUAUUUUCAAAGAGGUUAACAGCGCUUCCAACGCUCUGAGAUCCAUGCAGGGAUUUCCGUUCUACGACAAACCCAUGCGCAUCCAGUAUGCCAAGAUUGACUCGGACAUCAUCGCUAAAAUGAAGGGGACUUAUGUGGAGCGUGACCGUAAAAAGGAGAAGAAGAAGAUUAAAGGCGCUGACGGCGGGGGGUCUAAGAAGGGCGUGCCGGGAGGGGGUGUACCCAUGGUCGGUGGAGUACCCACUGCCAUGCCUGGAAUGCCGGGCAUGAGCCAGGCGCCGCGUAUGAUGCACAUGCCGGGCCAGCCGCCUUAUAUGCCGCCUCCUGGCAUGAUGCCUCCUCCGGGGAUGGCGCCUGGUCAGAUGCCCCCUGGUUCCAUGCCUGGUCAGAUGAUGCCUGGACAAAUGCCCCAACAGAUUGCAGAAAAUCCUCCCAAUCACAUCCUCUUCCUCACCAACCUGCCAGAGGAGACAAACGAACUCAUGCUCUCGAUGCUCUUCAACCAGUUCCCCGGGUUCAAGGAGGUGCGUCUGGUCCCUGGUCGUCACGACAUCGCCUUUGUGGAGUUUGAUAAUGAGGUGCAAGCCGGAGCCGCGCGAGACGCACUGCAAGGCUUCAAGAUCACUCAGGCAAACGCCAUGAAGAUCUCGUUUGCAAAGAAAUAAUUCUUCUCUUUUUAAAAACAAUUUUUAGCAAUCAGUGCUCAAGUGCAGUUUUUUGUUUUUAUCGUCCAGGAUUACAUGUAAGUAUACAUCUGUUGCAUCAAGUUGCUGUGUAUUAUCAUACCACACUUUCAGAACGCUUGACUUAAAACAAUGGUAGUGUAAAUGUAUGGAGUUGUUAUUAAUCUUACUGAUUAGUUUAAUGCAGGAGUUUUGUAUACAUAGUAUUCAAAUCCUCGAGCAACCUGAUGUUCCAUCUGUAUUUUGUUGUCAUGAAGCAUUGCACCCAGCGUCUGGUCUGCCAGACAUUGUACCUGGAGCUUUUUUGUUUUUCUAAUUAAAAUGGGUUUUCUUUGAGACAA